AUGGCCGGAUUCCCUUCACACUGCAUGAUCAACACAGACACGGCUGGACAGCCGCGGGGCCGCCCCCUAUGCCCGCGGCCGGCACCAAGCGCCGCUCCCGCCGCUCACCCGGCAUUGCCCCGUUGCGUCCCCCCGGUGCCGCCCGCGCCUCCUCCGCCUCGGCACCGCCCGCUGUUGUGUCGGCGCCGGGCGAGGGGCGGUGCGGCGUUGCCGUUAACCCCUGUGUGCGCCGGGGAUGGGGGAGCGGAGCCCCUCCGUGUACCUGUGGCGAUAGCGGGAGGAGGCACCGAGGAUGCAGCCUGUUGGGUUCCCGUUCUCCGCGUUCCUCACAGCCCUGCAGAGCACCUGGAUAUUUCAACAGAAGACCAAAUCUCCUGUUCCAAUGCAGCUAGUUAUACCCUUGGGUCACUUAGAAAGCAAAGGCAUUUCCAAGGCAUGCAACUUUUUGUUGCCAUAAGCAAAUCCUACAGAAUACCAGUGUUUGAGUGGCCAUUUUUGCUGCUGCUGCAUCACCGACUUACCAAGGAGAAAAAAGCCAACAUGUUUGUUACUGCUGCUUGUGACUCAGACCAAUACUCGGGCCAGGAAGUAUUGCAAGGGUGAAAAUUGUGGAGAUCCCCCAAAAUUGAUUGGUCUGGAGGGAAUAUUUCUCCUUGAAGUAUGGGAUUCCUUCUCAUCUGUUGAGACAGAGAUGUUUUUUGAAUGAUUGCACUUGGGAAGGAAAGGGUGGAGACCGCUAAAUGCUAGAUUAAAACAACCUUAAAAAACAUUCCCAAGGAUGUUACCUCAUUUUCAACGAGGAAGUGAACUCAAUAUACAGAGGAUUUGAAGAAGUCUUGUAUGAAACACGUUCCCACAUGCUGGCCAUUUCUAAGCAUCUCAGAAGACAAGCUAUGAAACAUCUAUCUGCCACAGAUGAAAAACUUAGAAAAAGCCAUGUAUAAAAAUGAAGAUGUCUCCUGAGGGUAAAAGAGAUGGUUAAAGAUGGGUUGUCUCAGUGUAGGUCUAAAGAGUGUACUAAAUCUA
Molecule: messenger RNA, 1026 nt
Organism: Coturnix japonica (Japanese quail)
Lineage: Eukaryota; Metazoa; Chordata; Aves; Galliformes; Phasianidae
Source: RefSeq, a predicted model, not a curated record